This is a messenger RNA of Eptesicus fuscus (big brown bat), 645 nucleotides long. Its product is annotated as carcinoembryonic antigen-related cell adhesion molecule 21-like. NCBI's taxonomy places the organism in Eukaryota, Metazoa, Chordata, Mammalia, Chiroptera, Vespertilionidae. The record is from RefSeq and is a predicted model, not a curated record. The coding region runs from base 1 to 645 and encodes 214 amino acids. The transcript has 3 exons.
AUGGAGUUCCCUGCAGCCUCUGCCCACAGAGGACUUGUUCCCUGGCUGGCGCUCCUGCUGGCUGCCUUCUGGAUCCCGCCCACCACUGGGCGAUUUGGUAUUGUCACAACCAGUGUUGCUGAAGGGCAGGAUGUGAUUCUACGUACCAUCGAUACUCCUCCUGAAGUUUCAGGCUAUCUGUGGUACAGGGGACUAGAGAUUAAGUUCUCUAAUUUAAUUGGGGUUAUUGCAUGGCACUUAAGUGGACAAGUAAAAGGGCCUAAAUACACUGGUCGAGAGAUAGCAAAACUUGACGGAUCCCUGACCAUAAGAAAAGUCACUCCGAGGGACCAAGGAAACUACAUCGCAGUAGCCGUCCUUCCAAAAUCAAGAGUAACAGGAUUUGGACGACUCAAUGUAUACCGACCAGUGAGUGUGCCCACACUCCUAGCCAGCAGCACCACAGUCACAGAGAAUGAGGAUGCUGUGGUCAUGACUUGCUACACAGAUGUGAGCUCCACCGACUGGUUAUUCAAUGCUACGUGUCUGCGACUCAGGGAGAGUAUGAAGCUGUCCGAGGACCACAGAACCCUCACCAUAGACCCUGUCAGGAGAGAGGAUGCUGGGAACUACCAGUGUAGUCUCCAACCCCGUCAGUUCCGCUGA